Molecule: messenger RNA, 927 nt
Organism: Saprolegnia parasitica CBS 223.65
Lineage: Eukaryota; Oomycota; Saprolegniomycetes; Saprolegniales; Saprolegniaceae
Exons: 2
Coding region: 1-927 (308 amino acids)
Source: RefSeq, a predicted model, not a curated record
AUGGGCAUGACGGUAGCUGAGACGACCAAGAAGCCGCUGCCGCCCAAGCUUGUCAUGACCGAGAACGCGUACCUCACGCAGUACAUGCACACGCUCCAAGAGAAGCUGCUGCAUCUCCAGACGCGACAGACGACGCUGCUGCCGUGGGCCGACGUCGUUCGCGCGCUGGCCGACGAGACGCUGCAGUGCGUCCACACCAAUCGCCAGCUCUGGCGCCGCGUAAAUGACCACGCUGCGUUCCUGGAGCUCUUGCACGCGUGGAGUCAGCGCACAUUGGAUCCGACAUCGCCGAGCCACUGGUCGCGUUCGCCAUGCCUCUUUGGUGGAGAUGUCCUGCCGCGCCACUUUGCCGUCAAGUGGCUCGCGAUGCAAAUGUACCACCAGCGCGACACGGUGUUCGCGCACGCCGACGCGUUUGGCCACGAGGAUGCUUCAUUUGUCCGCGCGCAGCCGACGGGCGGGUUUGUGGGAGCUGCUCAGCUCUUUCUGCCGCACGCGAUUGACUCGAUCGUUGACGCGUGGGUGAUGGCCCAAGCCGCAUAUGCCGUGCACUCGUCGACCAUGUCGGUGGUGGUCACGUCGCCCGAGGUUGACAUUGUGUACGCCCGGGAGGCCACGGCGCUGAGUCCGACCCAGUGGCUUGUGGGCAACUGCAUUUACGGCCGCUUUACGAAGCGCGAUUCCAAAGCAACAACGAUUGUUUUGCGGACAAUCACGGACGACGAGAUGCAACCGAUCGAUGCACCGCUCUGGACGACGGGCUGUCAACUCUGGUACGGUGGUUUUGUGAUCUUGAAUCAUGUUUUUUGGAUUUACAAAUUGAUGGUGGCAGGCUAUCAAUCGCGAAAGCGACCGACCAUACCACGUGCGUCAAAGCCUAUUUUUCCAUGGACCACCCGCGGUCGUCCCAUGGUCCGAUUGAUUUGA